This is a messenger RNA of Nicotiana attenuata, 788 nucleotides long. RefSeq lists its product as uncharacterized. The transcript is spliced from 2 exons. NCBI's taxonomy places the organism in Eukaryota, Viridiplantae, Streptophyta, Magnoliopsida, Solanales, Solanaceae. The record is from RefSeq and is a predicted model, not a curated record. Bases 247 to 600 code for a protein of 117 amino acids.
GAAGGGGGUAGAAACAAAAAGAAAAGAAAACUAAAGGCCUAAAAUUGAUCUCACAUAUUCUUUGCUUCAACAGUUGUCUAACUGUAACCCAAAAAAGCCAAACCAAACUUCUCUUCCCUCUUUGAUUUUCCAUUUCAUGCCAGCAGCAACCACAAAUUAGCAGUUUUCGUCUCUUUGAAAUAGUAAAAAAAAGGUAUAAUCAGAAUAUAUUUUUUCGAAGAAGAGUCAAGAAGAGUGGGUUGUUUAAUGUCGCUGAGAAUUAAAGCAGUGGUUGAUAAAUUCGUACAAGAAUUGAAAGAAGCAUUAGAUGCAGAUAUACAAGAUAGGAUAAUGAAAGAAAGGGAGAUGCAGAGUUACAUUGAGGAACGUGAACGUGAAGUUGCUGAGCGUGAAGCUGCUUGGAAAGCUGAGCUCUCUCGUCGUGAGGCAGAAAUUGCUCGGCAAGAAGCCCGGUUAAAGAUGGAGAGGGAAAAUCUUGAGAAAGAGAAAAGUGUGCUAAUGGGGACUGCAUCAAAUCAAGAUAACCAAGAUGGAGCUCUUGAAAUAACAGUUAGUGGGGAGAAGUACCGUUGUCUGAGAUUUGCAAAAGCAAAGAAGUGAAGCACUAAAAGUAGGAAAAAGUUUCACUCCUAUGUUUAUUUAUACAGCUAGUUUGCUGGAUGCUCGUAUAAAAUUUUAUUCAAGAUUGAACUUUUGCAGCCUCUGUUACUCGCAAAAGAAAAGAAAUUUAGAUCUGCAUCUCUUUUAAAUUUCUCGGAUAAGAUAGCCUGAAAUUUUUCUGUUGUUCC